AUGAGCGAAGAUAAUUCAGAUGAGCAAGACUCCUUCGUUACAGACAAGGAAUCAAUAGAGACAUCAAACUCCCAAGACAUAGGCCCUAGGGCUCCUAGAAAGACUAUGCUGGUAGAUCCAGAUUUUGAGUUCCCUGUGUUUGAAAAAGAAAAGAAGCCUGAAGAUAAGAAGAAUUCUAAGCUUGAGAAUGCUACAAAGCCACUGCUAUCCCAACUCGCAUAUGAAGCCCAAAUAAAAGAGAACUAUCUAGCUCUUCUUCAGCAGAAAUUAGAUGAAAUUGAGCAAGUCAGAGAUGGCAUCGAAGCUGAUGUACAGAUGGCUGAAGAUAUUGACAACACACCCGCACCAAAUGAGAUUAGAACCAAAUAUGAGGAUAUUCUGUAUGAAAAUGAGAAGUAUAACUACGUUUAUGGGAGAACCCUUGAAGAAACCAGAAUGAGGAAGGCAAGAAGAGAGAGAAUCAAAGAAGCUAUCCAAGAUGUAGAUGCUAAAUUUCAAAGGAUAAACGAUAUCAAAUAUCAGUCUAUCAAAGAACGAGACCGUGCUGAGAAUAUGCUUGAAAGGGGCAGAGCAAAGUUAGACAAGAUGAAAACGAUGCAUAAAUAAUCAGUUAGACAAGAAAUAUAAUGAGAAGAAAAACCUUAUAAUUCAACUCAAACAAGAUGAAGAGAAGAUGAAAUAAAGUAGAGAAAGUCAAGGUUAAGAAAAUGGAGAAGAAACUCAAUGAAGGCGUGAUGGCUACCAAAGCAAUCUUAGUUCAAUUCCAUCUUGAAUCUGCGCAGAAGUUCAAAGAAGAAUCAUUGAAGAAAAAGAAGGAAGGAGAAGAACAUAUGAAGUAUCUCAAGUCUAAUGAUCUUGAGAAAUUGAAUAAAAAGGUCGCAGAAAAGCAUAGACUUGAGAACCAAAUGAUCCACUACACGAAUGAACUUGCUUUUCUCAUGUCAAAGAAGCUCAAGCUAAACAAGAAGUUAGAAGAAGUCAAAAAGAAUCAUGAGAAGAAAGAGAUGCUGCAUCACCUUCGAGCUCAAGAACUGGAAAACAUGCAGAAGAAGGCUAAAAUCUGGAAAAGGAAGCUUGAUGAUGCCAAGUGGGAAGUCCGAGAGACUAAGGAUCAUCUUAAGAAUCUGCUGAUAAAAGUAUUCCUCAACACUAAGAACCAUGACGUGGUCCUGGGUAAUACUGGGCUAAGCAAAGAAAUGAUUGAGGAUGGCAAUAAGAUUGAGCUAAUUUAUGAGAAGAAACCUAAAAGUCAUAAAGCUAAGAAAUCAUUGCUUGCACAAACUCAAAAUUUCGAUAAUAAUUGCCAGAAUCUUUUACAUUUAUUAGUUAAGCAUCUUGUAUUCAUUCAGAAUUUUACUAAAGCAAGGAGAUAUCAACAGAAGAAGACUCGUAGUAAAGGGCUAAGAAGUCUUGAUGAUAUUAAACAUAGUAAAGAGCCACUUCUUAAGCAACCAGCUUCAACAAAGGUGGAAUACUGAGUAGUCAGACAAACAGUUAGAGAAAAAUAACAUGGUUGCUAGUAUUCAUGCUGAGCGAGAGAUUUACAUUGACGAGGUCUUUGGUCAAGACCAAAAUUGGGAACUUAGCAAGCACAAAAAUUUGAUUCAAGUUAACCAGUUCUUAGAUAGUUACAAAAAGAAAAUUAAGAAAGCUGAGCUUGAGAAUCUUACUUCAGCUAUUGACUUCCUUUCAAAGUCUGAAAAGGUUUCACAAAGAUUAAGGAUAGGUAUUCCUCACAAGAAAGCCUUUCUUAAAAUAAAAGGAGAACAAAAGAAGGAGGUUGCUCAAGAGGAAACUACAGUGACAAAUUUUUAUAAUCGUUUGAAAGCGAUUCAGGAAUAUUCUCCUAAGAAGGAAAAGAAAGAGAGGAAUAAACCAGUUCAGUCGAAAAGCAAAUCAAGCUUCAACUACAUUUCUUCUCAGAACAUUGAUUCGAUGCCGUCCUUGAACAGACCUUAUAGACUGCCUUCAACAAUUGGGAAGAAGAAAGAUCCUCAGUUAUUCAAUAAGAUGCCUGCGAAUUGGAAGGAAAGGAGGCCAAGCUUAUCUUCCAUGAAUUCUGGGAACACUAAUCAAAUCCUAGAAGCUAUUGAGGAGCUCUCCAAGACAGGAAGUAAUAGACAUAGUGUCUCUAGCAUAACCUCACAAAUGAGCCAUCGUAGAAGAACAAAUUCAAAUAGAAAAAUAAUCUUCCAUAAGAAGGAGUGUAAUAAUAUCCUAGCAUCUGGCUCUAGGAAGAUCAGCGAAAGAGAGAAGAGAGUGAGAUUUGGCAAACAAAAGAUGAGCAUAGAUACUCUUAGUACUGUAUUUGGGCCAAGAGACCCAAUUGGUCAUAGAAGAAGGUUUAAAAAUAGUAAGAUGGGUUCAUCUGGUUCAGUAGUAUUCAACGAGGUUGUUCAAAAUAAUAUACAACAGAAAGCUCAAGAAAUGGCCAAAAAGAGAAGAAAGACAGUAGUCCUGAACCCAAAGAUGCUAUCUAAGAGUAAAUCGAGUGCUGUUAUUUCCAACAUACAAAAAAUAGAUUUAUAA
Messenger RNA from Moneuplotes crassus, 2529 nucleotides. Lineage: Eukaryota; Ciliophora; Spirotrichea; Euplotida; Euplotidae. The record is from the annotation of a GenBank genome assembly.